AUGGUGGCUUUGUCAGUCUUUGUUUUCCUGCUGGCCCUGAGCAGAGGUGAGAGAGAGUUGGACCCUGAGAUCCCACCCCCAGGGGAAGCCACUGAUCCUGACCUGUUCCUGCCGGGGUCCUGCCAGCCAGUCCCCUCCUGCCAGAAGUGCAUCCUCUCACACCCCAGCUGUGCAUGGUGCAAGCAACUGGUAAAGAUGGUGCAUGGCCUUGGAGCCAUACGGAUCUGCCAUUCCUGCCCUCUCCCAGGUUUUGGUUCCUUCGUGGACAAAACGGUGCUGCCCUUCGUGAGCACAGUGUCCCACAAGCUGCGCCACCCCUGCCCCAACCGACUGGAGCGCUGCCAGUCGCCCUUCAGCUUUCGCCACGUGCUGUCCGAGCAGAUUGGCUGGAGAAAUGUGUCCCGGCUCCUCGUGUUCACUUCAGACGACACAUUCCACACAGCUGGGGAUGGGAAGUUGGGUGGCAUUUUCAUGCCCAGUGAUGGUCACUGUCACUUGGACAGCAAUGGCCUCUACAGUCGCAGCACAGAGUUUGACUACCCCUCCGUGGGCCAGGUAGCCCAGGCUCUCUCUGCAGCAAACAUCCAGCCCAUCUUUGCUGUCACCAGUGCCAUACUGCCUGUCUACCAGGAGCUGAGUAAGCUGAUUCCUAAGUCUGCAGUGGGAGAACUGAGUGAGGACUCCAGCAAUGUGGUGCAGCUCAUCAUGGACGCCUACAACAGCCUGUCAUCCACUGUGACCCUUGAACACUCUUCACUCCCCCCUGGAGUCCGGAUCUCUUACAAAUCCCAGUGUGAGGGUCCUGAGACGAGGGAGGGUAAGGCUGGGAAUCGAGGACAAUGCAGCCAGGUCCGAACCAACCAGACGGUGAAUUUCUGGGUUACUCUCCAAGCCACCCACUGCCUCCCGGAGCCCCAUCUCCUGCGACUCCGGGCCCUUGGCUUCUCAGAGGAGCUGGCUGUGGAGCUGCACACACUGUGUGAUUGUAAUUGCAGUGACACCCAGCCCCAGGCUCCCCACUGCAGCGACGGCCAGGGACACCUACAGUGUGGGGUGUGCAGCUGUGUGCCCGGCCGCCUGGGUCGGCUCUGUGAGUGCUCCGAGGCCGAGUUGUCCUCCCUGGAUCUGGAAGCCGGGUGCCGGGCCCCCAACGGGACAGGGCCUCUGUGCAGUGGGAAGGGCCGGUGUCAGUGCGGACGCUGCAGCUGCAGCGGACAGAGCUCCGGGCGCCUGUGCGAGUGCGAUGACGCCAGCUGUGAGCGCCACGAGGGCAUCCUCUGUGGAGGCUUCGGCAGCUGCCAGUGCGGGGUGUGUCACUGUCGUGCCAACCGCACGGGCAGAGCAUGUGAGUGCAGCGGGGACGAGGACAGCUGUGUCAGUCCCGAGGGAGGGCUCUGCAGUGGACACGGACACUGCAAAUGCAACCGCUGCCAGUGCUCGGACGGCUACUUCGGUGCUCUGUGUGACCAGUGCCCAGGCUGCAAGACACCAUGUGAGAGAUACAGGGACUGUGCCGAGUGUGAGGCCUUUGGGACUGGCCCCCUGGCCACCAAUUGCAGCAGGGUCUGUGCCCACGUCAACAUGACCCUGGCCUUGGACCCUGUCUUGGAUGAUGGCUGGUGCAAGGAGAGGACCCUGGACAACCAGCUGUUCUUCUUCUCCGUGGAGGAGAAAGCCGGAGGCAGGGUCGUGCUGAGAGUGAGACCCCAAGAGAAGGGAGCAGACCACACCCAGGCCAUUGUGCUGGGCUGCGUGGGGGGCAUCGUAGCAGUGGGGCUGGGGCUGGUCCUGGCUUACCGGCUCUCGGUGGAAAUCUACGACCGCCGGGAAUACAAUCGCUUUGAGAAAGAGCAGCAGCAACUCACCUGGAAGCAGGACAACAAUCCUCUCUACAAAAGUGCCAUCACGACCAUCAUCAAUCCCCGCUUUCAGGAGGCAGACAGUCCUGCUCUCUGAAGGAGGGCAG
This is a messenger RNA of Carlito syrichta (Philippine tarsier), 1966 nucleotides long. It is a transcript of the gene ITGB7, whose product is annotated as integrin subunit beta 7. Gene Ontology annotation, molecular function: integrin binding. NCBI's taxonomy places the organism in Eukaryota, Metazoa, Chordata, Mammalia, Primates, Tarsiidae. Gene Ontology annotation, cellular component: cell surface; integrin complex; focal adhesion. The record is from RefSeq and is a predicted model, not a curated record. The coding region runs from base 1 to 1956 and encodes 651 amino acids. Gene Ontology annotation, biological process: cell migration; cell adhesion mediated by integrin; integrin-mediated signaling pathway. The transcript is spliced from 12 exons.